AUGUCCAACUUGCAGAAUACCACAUCCUCUUCCAUCAUUUUCCUGCUAACUGGUGUUCCUGGGCUGGAAGCCUUCCACAUCUGGAUCUCCAUCCCCUUCUGCUUUCUCUAUAUAACAGCCCUCUCGGGAAACAGCCUGAUUCUCUUUGCCAUUGUCACUCAGCCCAGCCUCCACGAACCCAUGUAUUAUUUCCUCUCCAUGCUGUCCACCACUGACCUCGGCUUGUCCAUAUCCACCCUAGUCACCAUGUUGGGUAUAUUCUGGUUCAAUGCCCGGAAGAUCAGCUUUAACGCCUGCUUGUCACAAAUGUUCUUUAUUAAACUCUUCACAGUCAUGGAAUCCUCAGUGCUGUUGGCCAUGGCCUUUGAUCGCUUUGUAGCCAUCUCUCAUCCUCUCAAGUAUGCAACCACCUUAACUGACUCCAGAAUAGCUCAAAUUGGAGUAGCAAUUGUCAUCAGGGGGACACUGACGCUGACACCAAUGGUAGCCCUUCUGAAAAGACUGUCCUACUGCCGCAGCCUCGUGCUCCACCACUCCUAUUGCUUCCACCCUGAUGUGAUGAAGCUCUCCUGCACAGACACCAAGAUCAACAAUGUGGUGGGGUUGACAGCCAUGAUCUCUACUGUUGGGGUAGACUCAAUCCUCAUCCUCCUUUCUUAUGUUUUGAUCAUUAAGACUGUCCUCAGCAUUGCAUCCCCAGAAGAGAGAAAGAAAGCUUUCAGUACAUGCAUCUCCCAUAUUGGGGCUGUUGCUAUUUUCUAUAUUCCAUUGAUCAGUCUAUCCUUUGUUCACAGAUUUGGAAAACAGGCUCCACCAUAUGUACAUACUAUGAUUGCUAACACCUACCUGCUGAUCCCACCUGUGAUGAACCCCAUCAUCUACAGUGUGAAGACCAAACAGAUACGUAGAGCUGUGAUAAAAAUUCUCCAUUCCAAAGAUAUAUAG
Molecule: messenger RNA, 945 nt
Organism: Pipistrellus nathusii (Nathusius's pipistrelle)
Lineage: Eukaryota; Metazoa; Chordata; Mammalia; Chiroptera; Vespertilionidae
Source: the annotation of a GenBank genome assembly